CCAGCAGGGCACAGCCUGAGUGGGGAUCGCCUGUCAUGUCGAUAUGACCCAUCUGCCCAUCUGAUCCGGACCAGGCUCACCGAUUUCCGUGUGAGGUCGGCCGGUGCUCAUCGCUCCGUACGGGAUCGCGGCGGCACCCGCACUGUCUCCCCCCGGCUCUCCUGAGAGGGCGAAGAGCCCCCCGGAGUAACAGCGCCAGCCGCUAUGAGGCAAAUAACGGGAAAGGCGAAGGAUGAAACUUUGAUCGAGCUGCAGAGCGCCUCGGAUUCACAGACUGGAGAUGAAAAUAGUGGAGAUGGUGUCAGUUCAUUAUCUGAAAGAGGGACACUGCCUGGACACACAGAAACAGACAAGCUACAACCAAACAAGGACACCGUGUUCUUCAGGGACGGAGUGCGAAGAAUAGACUUUGUGUUGUCUUAUGUAGAUGACAAGGAUGGAGAGAAGAAACAGGAAAGGAGGAGAGAGUUUGAGGCCAACCUUGAGAAAGCAGGACUGGAGCUCGAGACAGAGGAUAAAGCAGACUCCAAAGACCAGAAGACAUAUUUCCUGAAGAUCCAUGCUCCAUGGGAUGUACUGGUCACCUAUGCUGAUGUUUUAAAGAUCAAAGUUCGCUUCAAGGAGAGUGAUAUCCCCCAUGGUCAGGACGUCCCACUGGAGUGGCUCUUGCAUCCUUUCCGUCUGCCAGACCACAUAAUGCACCCACAACCUGACUAUUUCACCUAUCCCUUCGACAAGAGCAAGACUGACUUCUUCCUCAUCAAUGACAAGGAUACAUUUUUCCCACCAUCCACAAGAAACAGAAUUGUGUUCUACAUCCUGGCUCGUUGUCCGUACUACAAAGAGGGCUGGAAAGACAGAGGCAAGACGGGAAUCAAGCGAUUACUCAGCAAUGGGACCUACACAGCGGCCUUUCCACUUCACGAUUGUCGAUACUGGAAAAGGGCAAGAAAUGCUGAAUGUGAGAGUGAGCGCUACAUCUUGUACAGGCACUGGGCAAGGUUUCUUUGCUUUUACAAAGGGCAGCCUCUGAACCUCAUCAGGAAGUACUAUGGGGAGAAGAUUGGGAUCUACUUUGCCUGGCUGGGCUUCUACACAGAGAUGCUGUUGUUUGCAGCCAUCAUGGGCCUUAUAUGUUUUACCUAUGGAGUGCUCAGUUAUGAUGACAACAUAUCAAGCAAGGAAAUAUGUGACGCCAAUAUCGGGGGCAGCAUUGUGAUGUGUCCUCUUUGUGAUAAAAAAUGCUCUUUCUGGAAGCUCAACUCUACCUGUCUCUCAUCCUGGCAAUCCCAUCUGUUUGAUAAUGAGGGAACGGUAUUCUUUGCCAUAUUUAUGGGGAUCUGGGUGACUCUGUUUCUGGAGUUCUGGAAGCGGCGUCAGGCCCGGUUGGAGUACGAGUGGGACUUGGUGGAUUUUGAAGAGGAGCAGCAGCAGCUUCAAAUCCGGCCAGAGUUCGAGAUCAGAUGCACUAACAGGAGACUCAACAAGAUCACUCAGGAAAUGGAGCCCUACCUCCCCUUCCCCAGCAAGUGUGCUCGCUUCUGCCUCUCUGGAGCCACUGUUUUAUUCUGGAUUUCUCUGAUAGUGGCCUGUAUUAUUGGAGUCAUAGUGUACAGGCUGGCCGUGUAUGCUGCCUUUGCAAGUAUCAUUAAAGACCCUAUGAGGAAGAUCCAGGUGGUGGGCAGGUUCAUCACUCCACAGUUAGCGACCUCUGUCACUGCUUCCUGCAUCAACUUUGUCAUCAUAAUGAUCCUCAACUUCUUUUAUGAGAGGGUGGCCAUUUGGAUCACUGAUAUGGAAAUCCCAAAGACCCACCUGGAGUAUGAGAACCGGUUGACCAUGAAGAUGUUUCUGUUCCAGUUUGUCAACUACUACUCCUCCUGCUUCUAUGUGGCCUUCUUCAAAGGCAAAUUUGUGGGUUUUCCUGGUGGAUACUCAUACAUUUUUGGCAAAUGGAGCAAACUGAGGAAUGAGGAGUGUGACCCCGGAGGUUGUCUGAUUGAGCUGACCACACAGCUGGUGAUCGUCAUGGCUGGGAAACAAUUAUGGGGGAACAUUCAGGAAGCUCUGCUGCCGUUGAUGCGUAACUGGUGGAGUAGCCGAAGGGCGCGGCACCAUCCUGAAAACCAUUACAGCCGCUGGGAGCAGGACUACGUCCUACAGAACUUCAGCCAACUGGGCCUGUUCUAUGAGUACCUGGAGAUGGUGAUCCAGUUUGGCUUCAUCACUCUGUUUGUGGCCUCCUUCCCCUUGGCUCCGCUCCUGGCUCUGUUCAACAACAUCCUAGAGAUCAGGGUGGACGCCUGGAAGUUCACCACCCAGUUCAGACGGCCGGUGGCAUCCAAGGCUCGUAACAUCGGAGCCUGGCAGGAGAUCCUCAAUGCGGUGGCCAUUUUGUCCGUUGUUACCAAUGCUUUUAUCAUGGCGUUCACUUCAGACAUGAUCCCCCGGAUGGUCUACCUGUAUGCCUACAGUAAAGGGGCCAGCAUGAAGGGCUACAUCAACAACAGCCUGUCAAUCUACAACAUCUCCCAAAAAGCUAGGCACAGCAUGCUGGAGGAACCCAACUGGUUUGAUAACUCAACCGCCACCUGCAGAUACCGUGACUACCGCUACCCUCCAGGCCACCAGAACGAGUACACUCACACCAUGCAGUACUGGCACAUCCUGGCAGCCAAAAUGGCCUUCAUUAUAAUCAUGGAACAUGUGGUCUUUGUGGUGAAGUUCUUCGUGGCGUGGAUGAUCCCAGAUGUCCCGUCGGAUGUGAAGGCACGGAUUAAACGAGAACGCUACCUGAUUCAAGAGUACCUGCAUAACUACGAGGUGGAGAGGCUCAAACUCCAGCUGAGUGCCAGCUUCCUCACAGAGCCACAGUCAGAAAUGUCCUCGAACAGGGACAGGCAUGAAGUGUUGUCCGAGUGCCUGUAGCCCCUGCUUCACUCCUCCAUCUGAUCCAAGCCAAAUAUGGACACGUCUGGGAGCUUAAUAACAUCCAUAUACAAGGGCUUUUGUCUUGGAGAUAAAAAUUGCUAUUAUCUUUUAUUUUUAAACGGACAUUAACAUCUAUUAAGAUAUACUCCUGUCUGUAUAGAGGCAUUAAAAAAAAAAAAAAUCCAAUGCGACAUUUCACCUUGCUUACGUACUUUAAAUCAGUGUCCUGAGUGGACGAAACUCUCCUGUGCCAAAAAAAAAUUGUUGGAAGGUGUUGGGAUGGAAAAUAACAUCAAAGAGCGAAGGAGUGUAACUGCAGGUUGUAUCAUUCACCAUGUAAUGCAUUCACACUCUCCAUUUGUUAGGACUGAACGAUUCUGUAAGUGCCGAUAGAGUCCAAGUUUGUGGUGUAGUUACCCUUUAAAGAGCUGGUUAUAUUUUCUGCAUGUGAUGCUUCUGAGAAUACAAGAUGAAGGACUGAACUGUUUAGACAGGACUAUACGUUAUGUGUCAGUUGUGGUUGGAAGUUCAUAUCAUAUAACUAUGAAUGUAGAAAACACUCAAACUUAUAAUGUUUAAGUAUCAGAUAUGAAACACAUCUGUGUAUAGUAUAACAAAUAAUAUAGGUGGUGCUUAUUCCUAAGACAGUUUCAAUAUGUUUCUUUCUAAAUCAUUUUUAAAUAUGGUAGCCACGUAAUGUUUAAUUCUACUGAUCUGUAGCUGGGCUAUAAGAUUGUCAGUUUUGCUAUUUGAGUGUGUCACAUUUAGGUAAAAGCUCUUAAAAACUGUGCAUUUGAAAACCAAGUACCUCCAUUAUACUGCAGUGAUUCCACCCUCAGUCAGGGGCUGCAGCAAUAUGGUGGUGAGACAGAAGCUGCAGGCUCAUCGUGUCUCAUCAUCCAACUGUAUUUCCAACUUGCUCCGGGACCAAUUAUAAGACUUGUACCAAAAGAACAGAUUACAUGAAGAAAAUGUUGAAAGAUCUCUUGACUGAUCUUCUGUUUUAGUACAAUCAGUGCGUGUGGAUGAGUUCGGGUUGAUCAUGUGUCGGCUUUAAUGCUCCUUGUGAUAAAAAAAAUGGCCUAUAUUUCUGUUUUCAGAUUUCACAUUAUCGGUGUCUCCAUAUGCUGUAGGCACAAACAAUUGUAACCUUGAUUUCAGAGAUAUAUAUAAAAGAGGGGAAGCUCUGGUUAGAAUGCAUGUGAGUGAGGAUUUCAGUGAAAAAGAAAUACUUAAUGACUUUUAGUACCCUGUUCAUACUCUAUAGCCGGGUACUAAGUGUUGCUAUGGAUAUAAAGAAUAUGUUAUCUUUUUAAAUUGGCUGUAGAUUAUUUAUGUAUUGAUCUGUUUCUGCUCUGUAGCCUGGAGCAUUUGUGUUUAUAGUUGCUUCACAAUCCUCUUUUUAAGAUCUUUUUUUAAUCACAUUACUUGCAACGUCUAAUUUCUUAUUUUAUACUAUUCAUCACCUCAUUCAAAUGACCAUCAAGCAGUAUUGCGUAGUUCGGUCAGUUCUUCAAGUACAUUUUAUGCUAUAAAUCACUACUUUGUCAAGGGACCAGACAAGUAAAAAUCUCCAACACAUUCUGUGGGAGACCUGAUUAUAUUUCUUCACAUUACAUUAGUGAUUUUUCAUAUACAUUGGGUGUUUUUUUGUAAAAAAAACUGCUUAAGCUUAACAUGCAUUUGGAAUUUUCUGUGUUUGUAUUGACACUUCUUUGUGAUAUAUACUGUAAAUGAUGCAGUUUCGAUUCCAGCUAACAGCAAAUUAUAUUUGACAGUCAAAAAGAAAGCCUGAUUUACUCCAAUCUCAGGAUUAAAGAACUUCUAAUGUUUGUUUAACAUCUCUUGUUGACACAGUAUGCGGAUGUCAGGUGUGUGCAAGGGGUUAGAGCAUGAUCCUGCAAGAUGCAUGAUGUACUGUAUUACCCAACAAACAAAUGCCUUAAACAUCUUUGUUUACUUGUCUUGUAUGAGUCAAAACCUUUUUCAUAUCAUUUGUUGCUGCUGCUAGUCUUUUCAAAGUAGUUGUUUUGUCGGGUGUGAUGUGCAUGAAUUGCUGUUACAUAAAUAUUCUAUCAGUUACAUUCUAAGCUCAUUGUAGCCUAUUGUAAAAAAAAAAAAAAAAAAAAAAA
This is a messenger RNA of Xiphias gladius (swordfish), 5063 nucleotides long. It is a transcript of the gene ano5b, whose product is annotated as anoctamin 5b. The transcript has 20 exons. Gene Ontology annotation, cellular component: plasma membrane. The coding region runs from base 205 to 2928 and encodes 907 amino acids. Gene Ontology annotation, molecular function: chloride channel activity; protein dimerization activity. Gene Ontology annotation, biological process: chloride transmembrane transport. The record is from RefSeq and is a predicted model, not a curated record. NCBI's taxonomy places the organism in Eukaryota, Metazoa, Chordata, Actinopteri, Istiophoriformes, Xiphiidae.